AUGACAUACUGUAGAAGUGUCUGUACAGGGAUAUCAACUAUGAAUGCUAAUAGUAAUAGUAGUAGCAAUGGUCAUAAUGGCAGUGGUAAUGGCGGAGGCAAUGGGAACACUGCCAUGUCGUCGCAACAACAACAACAAUUGUUACGGAAACAACAACAACAGCAACAACAACAAACGUUGUUACGUCAACAAAUGAGGAUAAGAAAUACCUUGAAGACGUAUCAAUUCCCCAAGACUUCAGCAGAAAUUCUUAGAAAGUAUGCUAAAUAUCCUCCAUCGAUCAAUUUCCAUAUCUACGAGAACUAUUACAAGUUCAACAAUACUCUGGACGGGAAUAGAAUACCGAAGAAUUCUCCCAUGAUCAAAGACUUUUUGCAUCAUGUACUUAGAGAGGAGAUUCCUUUGGAGAUGAGUGAGCUUUUAAAAGACUUUGCAAUCAGGUCUUAUGACGGGUGCUUAAUCUUGCAGGUUUAUGAUCAUAGAAAUCUUGUUUCCUCCAGUCGACCUCCGGUUGUUAAACAACAGGCUGCUCCUGGUACUGAAGUUAAACUGGAAGGUAAAUCUGACUCUAAUGGAUCAAACCAAGAAGCUGGUGGUAGUAGUGGUAGUGGUAGUUCCUCAAAAUCGGUUCCAAGUGCUGCUGUAACAAAACCUAAGACAUACAGAACUUUAUUACGUCCAACACCACUCUCAUUAUACUAUGAUUUACUUUAUCAAUCUGAUUCUUCAUUAACUGGGUUCAAUGAUUUGGUGGCGUUGCAAAUGGAGUCAGAAAUCUUGACUUUAACCAUUAGAAAGUUGGACCUUCUGGUUCCCUUGAAUGGAUAUUUAUGUGAUUCUUAUCUCCAACCAGAAUCUGAAUAUCCUAAGAAGGUAUGGGAUGAAAAGACUCAAGAUUAUAAAUUGGUUUUUAACCAUUCAGAUUAUGAAGAUAAACCUUUACGGAAAUUACAUCAAGAAGAAAUGGUUAUGCAUAAAUCUUCUGAGUACGAAGAAUUGAUGCUUCUCUUAUCCAAUAAAUAUAAAGAUUUGAAUGAAUCUGCCAAAAAACUUGUUAUUGUUGGUUCACAAUCUCUUGCAGCAGCAGCAGUUGCAAGCACUUCUUCUAAUCCUCAACUGGCUUCAGUUGGUGCCAAUAAUAAAGCCAAAGAAACAUCGACAAAGAAACCUGAUGCUAAAACAUCCACAAUAUCAAAUCCUAAACCACCUUCAACAACCACUAGUGGUUCUGCUACGGGGCAAUUCAUGAGAUUAAGGUUCAUUGAAGAAAUUAGAAAGAGGAAGGAAGCUCAACGUGCUCAACAAGAAGCAACUGUUAGUCAAACAGUUAGUCAGGCUCAAAAUAUAGCAAAUAACAAUAUGGGUUCCACCAAUAAGGCCCUCAAUAAGCAAAGGCAACAGAUUGUGCAAAAUAAUUUGUCCCAAGUUCAGUCUCUGAUUCAACAACAGCAGCAGCAGCAGCAACAACAGCAAACACAACCACCACCACCAACAUCUUCAUCUCAGCAUCAGCAACAACAACAACAGCUGAAUACAUCUGCUCCCCCUCCGGUAGCUAAUAUUUCACAAACUGAUCCAAACUUUGCAGUUGCUGCAGAGAAGCAGAAACAAGUUGCAGCCAAAAGAGCUCAGUUGUUGAAGCAGCAACACCUUCAACAACAGCAGGCUCAAUUACAAAAGCAACAACAACAGCAGCAGCAACAACAAAAACAAGUGCAACUGCCCAAUUUUGGUAAUCAAAGAAUGUCACCUGCAAUGCAAUACACAACACCUGGUUCCAACAUGAAUUCACAGCCAGUUUCUAAUAUCGGAACUCCUGUGAUGCAAAAUAGAUCUCCCGCUGUUCAAGGGUCUCCAGACAUGCAACAACACCAGCAGCAACAACAACAACAACAACAACAACAGGCACAACAGAAGCGUAUGCAACAACUCCGUCAGUUCCAACAAAUGAGACAGAUGAGACAGAUGCAACAUCCACAGCAACAGCAACAGCAACAGCAACAGCUCCCACAACAAGGUCUUCAACAAGGUACUGGAGCUCCAGGACAGAACAUGAAUACACAACCACUACCAGUGCAUGGCCAAGGUCCAGGACAAGGACCAGGACCAAGUCAAGGACAAGGACAAGGAACCUCCAGUACGCUUCAACAACAGCAACAACAUCUUUUCCAAACGUUAUUAACAGAACAAGAGCAGGCUCUAUUCAAGCAAAUGCACCAAAAGGUUAAUACUUGGGUACAAAUUGGACUGAGUGGUGUGGCACCAAAUAGAACAAGAUUGACUCCUACACAACAGCAACAAGCAUUAGCCCAAGCCAAGGCACUUCAUGGACAGUUGAUGCAGAAAUUCCCGGUUUAUUAUCAGAAGUUACGUCAAUUACAAGCACUACAACGCCGUGGUCAACAAGGACAACAACAAAUGGGACCAGGAAGAGGAGGAGGUCAACAACCUACCAACCAACAACUGGGAAUGCCCAUGAACCCAAAUUAUAGCAAUGUUGGAGGGAAGUCACUACCAGGAGGAAUGAACUCCCAACAAGCUUCACCACAAAUGAUGAACCAACAAAUGAUGCAACAUAUGCAACAAAAGAACCCCUAUGCUAAAAAGAGCUGA
This is a messenger RNA of Lizanozyma spartinae, 2613 nucleotides long. RefSeq names its product Spt20p (gene SPT20). Lineage: Eukaryota; Fungi; Ascomycota; Pichiomycetes; Serinales; Debaryomycetaceae. Gene Ontology annotation, molecular function: nuclear receptor activity; transcription cis-regulatory region binding. Gene Ontology annotation, cellular component: aryl hydrocarbon receptor complex; nucleus. Gene Ontology annotation, biological process: regulation of transcription by RNA polymerase II. The record is from RefSeq and is a predicted model, not a curated record. The coding region runs from base 1 to 2613 and encodes 870 amino acids. The transcript has 3 exons.